Messenger RNA from Babesia microti strain RI, 801 nucleotides. Its product is annotated as conserved protein, unknown function. Bases 1 to 801 code for a protein of 266 amino acids. Gene Ontology annotation, cellular component: membrane; EMC complex. Gene Ontology annotation, biological process: protein folding in endoplasmic reticulum. Lineage: Eukaryota; Apicomplexa; Aconoidasida; Piroplasmida; Babesiidae. The record is from RefSeq and is a predicted model, not a curated record. The transcript is spliced from 4 exons.
AUGUUAACGUGGAGCAGAUACACAAACCCCUUCCUAAAUGUCCAAUUACCCAUCCUUCUAACAGUAUGGGCGUGUCUGGAGAUUCGGUUGCGCAUAAGAAAGAAUAAAAUUCUGGAAUCUACUGAUACCAUACAGAUGUGCCGUAACAGUUCAUUUGCACACAGGGCAAAAUUGCUCAUUAGGAACGGCAUUUAUAUCACUAAUAUACAAUAUGAGAUGCGGAAGGCUUCGUAUUUUGAUGAAAAUACCGGCUUCUUUACUGUAACUCAAAACAAUAAAUCUUGGAUAGAUCAAAUAAAGGAUUUAAAUGUGUCGGGGCCUAUGGUUGCAUUCAAGGAACAUGUUUUCUAUAGACUAUCGCAGGGCAUAGCAUGGCUACUAAUUUAUUCAUUUAUGGGCAAUUCAUUGGCAGGCGCAUUUCCCUUUGAGAUUCCAUACGGUUAUAAGCCAAUCUUGCAAAUUGGCUUAAAGUUGAAGAAUCUGAGUAGCAAUUAUGUAUCCCCCCUAUCAUGGUAUCUAGCAAUGAUUUAUUUAAUUGAAGACUUGGUUGGGUUAUUGCAUCUAAUAUGCUCCACGGGUACAAUUUUUGCCAAUUUUUUCAUAACAAAUCCUAGGAACCCACGCCUACUGGUGAGUGUAGACAAUAGUUUUCGGAUUGGAACUCUGAAGAACAUGUUUGAACACGAAAUUAAUUCACUCAGCAACUUUGUACAUUACUUUCAACCACACAACGCCGAGUUUCAGGCUUUGGGCAUUUUAAAUAGGCUGGUUGGUUCUGAACAUCAGUUUAAAAAUUACUAA